AUGCGGGUCGAGGUGUUCGACGCGACCGCGGUGCGUGCGCACGUCGACGAGGUUCGACGCGUGCACGCGGAGUGCUUCCCAGGAGAGGUCGCGGACGACGAGCCGGACGCCGCGUUCUGGGACCGCGUCACCGCGUGCCACGACGAGGACGCCAUCACGUGGUUCCUCCUCUUCGACGACGACGGCCCCGCGAUCGAAGCCGAGGGAUCCGCCCAUGAAAUGAUUUUCGACGCGAAGACGUCGCCGCCGCCGCCGCCCCCCGCGCCGCGACCGCUCAUCGGUUUCGCCGCGGCGACGCCGUACACCGCGAGCCUGUACGGCAUGCACCUCGGCGUGACACGACCACACCGAGGGCGAGGCCACGGCGCGUGGAUCAUGCGAGAGGCGCAGUGUUGGGCGCACGAGCGCGGCUACCCCAAGGUCCAGGCGACGGUGGAGCGCGCGUCGACGCGGCUGAUGAAGUAUUACGCGUCGCUCGGCGCCACCGUCGUGGAGACCGGGUUCGGGGGCGGCGGCGGCGGCGGCGGCGGCGGGGAGGCGGGGAGCAUCGUUCGCGUGGAGAGGGUGUUCGACGAGGUGAUCGCGACGACGGAGAGGGACGCGAGCAGGGCGCACGCGAGGGCGUUGGAGUCGUCGGCGGCGGCGGCGGCGGCGGGGUCGGGGGCGGGGACGCGGAGAAGGCGAGCGGCGGGGUCGGGGGCGGCAUCGUUCGCCGCGGGCGCCGUCGUCGCGAUGCUUCUCCGGAGGCGGCGAUGA
Micromonas pusilla CCMP1545 is the source of this 756-nucleotide messenger RNA. RefSeq lists its product as uncharacterized. Gene Ontology annotation, molecular function: acyltransferase activity, transferring groups other than amino-acyl groups. The coding region runs from base 1 to 756 and encodes 251 amino acids. The record is from RefSeq and is a predicted model, not a curated record. The transcript has 2 exons. Lineage: Eukaryota; Viridiplantae; Chlorophyta; Mamiellophyceae; Mamiellales; Mamiellaceae.